Messenger RNA from Mycena indigotica, 1239 nucleotides. RefSeq names its product NAD(P)-binding protein. The record is from RefSeq and is a predicted model, not a curated record. Lineage: Eukaryota; Fungi; Basidiomycota; Agaricomycetes; Agaricales; Mycenaceae. The coding region runs from base 1 to 1239 and encodes 412 amino acids. Gene Ontology annotation, molecular function: protein binding. The transcript has 2 exons.
AUGCCAUCCUUUUGCUACAAGCUAGUCUCCAUGUUCCACAAAUUCUUUCCACCUCCUCUACAUAGCACCUUUCCUCCCACACCGCGACGUUCACGCCAGCAGCGUCUACAACCAAUCCAUAGACUGCCUCCUGAGAUUCUGUCGAGGAUCUUUGUGGCUGCUGCCGAAUCCGACCCAUCAGACGCGACAACCGACCUCAUUCCAUUCACUCUGUCCCAAGUUUGUCGAAUAUGGCGCCUCAUAGCGCUACAUACGCCGGCCCUCUGGCGGCGAAUUCCAAUUGUCGUGGUUCACUCGAACAUGGACGGCCAGCAAAACCUGAUUCAUGCCCGAGUUCUCCGUGCCAGAUCCUCUCCGUUGGAUGUUUGCUUGCGGCCAAACCGUGCGAUGCGCGUGUGGGGCUGGGUCAGGCCAGUGUCACAGCGUUUGGAUGGCCAGAAUGUAGACAGGCUUAUGAAGAACCUCGCAGUCCAGGCUCAUCGUUGGCGCUCGUUCGAGAUCGAAAUCUUCAGUACCAACGCUGAGCCAAGAAUGGCAAGUGCUGCAUUGUCGAGUUUACGUUGGGCUCCUAGAGCCCUAUGGCUGGAGUCAAUGAAGCUAGUCUUUCGCGACAACGAAGAUGCGACCGAGUUUUACCUCUUCUCUGGCUUUGCUCCUCGUUUGAAUCGACUUGUGUUGGACGGCAUACGCAUUGCCUGGCUUCCGACAUUUGUGGGCAUGCUGACUUUCUUAGACUACCGACACCACGCGUUUUCAGAUGGAGAAAAGGCCGCUGCGGAACUUCUCCAUGCUCUCAGAGCAUGUCCAGCCUUGCGAGAAUUGCGCGUCCUUUUUCCCGAUCGUCCUGCUCUUCUUCCUCCUUCCUCCAAAAUCAAGACCCUUGCUCGCCCAUUACCUGCAAUUCUCCGCCGCCUUUCGUCCCUUCACCUCCUUGUGGAUGGCUCUGAAAUUCCCCGCGCCAUGCUCCAUCUGUUGAGCUCGUUAAGGAUGCCUGCUUUGCGGACACUCGAACUCGUCGACUUGGCACGACACCGCAAGCCGUUCCCCAACCUCAGGGCCUUCCAGCGCGUCUGCCCUUGUUCAUAUGAAGUCAUGCGCAUCACGGGGCAGUAUGGAUUUGCGGAGAACGGUCGACAUUUCGUCAACUACCCAGAGAAACGGUUGGUGCAUUUCGCGCCAGUGAUGAGGAAGCCCCACGGCAGGGUGGAAAGCGGUCGGAGCGAAAGUCGCAGAGCAUGA